AUGCCCUCUCAUCAGCGCGUAGCCAACCCAAAGCCUCUGCAACCUCAAGCUUCGUCCUCUCGUUCUCCACAACCCCCGGUGACUUCAAGCACGCCGAGCACAUCAGACGCCUCAUCAAAGCCAUUUCAGCGAAUCAGAUCAUCGUUGGAGCACAGCAUACGGACCGCAACGCGGUCGAAAAAGUCAAGCUCGACAUUACCCCCAACCGAUGAUUUUGCGACGUUGACCCCCAAGACUAGCAAAGGCAAGGAGAAGGAAACAGCCGAUGAUAGCACCACGAAGGGCAAGGAGAAGGACAAGGAGAAGUCGAGGGUGCUGAGAAGACUAGAGUCCAAGGUCACUUUCCGAAGACAUGGUCGGGAUUCACCUUCUAGUCCUUCCCCCGUCCCGCCCUCUCCCGCCCCCAUCCCGUUCGCUGCGAAGGUGAAGCGUGGAGGUAAAGACGCAGAGCACGACGAAGAUCUGGUGCGUAUGGCGGGGUUCACCAGUUUCAUGACCCCCUCCCUCCGUCAGGCUUCGAUGUCCUCGCCCGCCUUACACCUGUCUUCGCAGGCAUUACCUUCGCCUAAUUCCCAGCCCGCCGUUGCUGCAUCCUCCUCCACACCCCUCGCUGCUCUUGUAUCCCCUGGAAAAGAUCGAUCACGUCGCACCAGCCUACAACCAGCAACAGUCAAGGCGAAGGAAAUCAGUGCACCCGUCCCGCUGGCGCCUAAACGGGAUCCUUCUCGCACGCGAAGCAGUGGAACAGUAGCCAUGCCGUCCACGCAGUCGUCAUCGACAGCAAUUCGGGACACGGUCCCAUCAUCAUCAACACCAUCGUCCCCACGAAUGCACAGAUCAUCAAAGUCAACCCCCGCUGCGCUUCCCACAUCCAUAUCUACGACCUCCCUGCACGAUUCUGGGCACCGCAAUGGCGUCCUAGAUUUAGACACCCCUCCGGGACGAGGAUCCAGAGAUCUCCAUUCGCCAUCCGCCGCUCCUGCGGCGACCUCGAGCUCUCGUAAUGCCCAACUUUCCCGUUCCAAGUCUGCGGCGAAGAGCUCAUCUUACCUUCCGCUUGGUAACCCUCCCCCUUCCCCAUCCCCCACACCACGAUCGUCGACACCUACUCGAGCACGGUCACCCUCGGCUACACGUACCGGCACGAGAGUAAUAACACCUAAUUCUCCACGACUCACCUCUCCUUCAGCGACUCACCUUCCGUCUACCCCUCCACCAAAAACCCGCCGUCCUUCAAUGGAUGCCCCACGCCCAUUAAUGUCAACACCCGAAGAUCGUACCACUUCUCCUACAUCGACCCCUCGACGCUCCUCACUCAAUGCAUCGCCUUCACAUGACCGAUCUCAAUCCCCAGCCGCACGGCCUCGAGCCACAUCACCCAUCCAGCGUCCUUAUGCACAGAACAGACAUUUUAAUAUAAGUACCACGUCACUUGGACCUCCUCCAGAUCCAGAGCAUAGUGAAGCUAUCCGGACCGCCGUUAACAUGCUGUCUCGACAGCUCGCCAAAGGACCGUGGGUUGUGGGACGGAAUAAUGAUAAUGCUGCUAGAGAUUGGGAUGAGGUAGAGUUCAGAACGAGAAAUUUGCUUCGAUUGGAAAAGGUAUGGGGGAAGGGAGCAGGUGGUACGGGUAGUCAAGUUAGUUUGAGUCUUCAAGCCGGUGCAGGGAUAGGUUCAGGCGGCGAGGAGAGAUUGAGAAGGGUGUUCUGUGAAGCAUUGAGGGAUGGUUACGUGUUAUGCCAGCUCAUGAACAAACUCCGAUCAAGCUCAGUGGUUAGGCCGGAUCCUCGUGAAGAUGGUUUCGUGCGCACGGCCAAUGUUACGAAGUUUCUUGCUGCGUGUUCGUCGUAUGGUUUGGCUUCCGAGGAUCUGUUUCAACGAGAUGACCUGAUUGAAGCGUCGAGCGAGUCUCUUGCGCGGGUGGCGAACACGAUCCUUGCGCUCAUCAAGUACUCCGAGUCCCCUCAGUCGUUGGAUCGAUCGAAAAUCCUUACAGGCUCCGGUAUGAAACAACGCAUGGGCAGCACCCCGGCAAAUGGCUUAGGCAACGGCGGGCCGUAUGGCAGCGUUUCCCGAGCGGCAGCUUCGACGCCAAACCUGAGUCUAGCGCAACGGUCCACUUCUCCUACCAGCCAGAACCCCCCGCCGUCGCCCGUGACGGCUAGGAAAAGGUAUAGCCCCCCUGCAGGAUUGCCCCCAGUGCGUUCGGACAGUCCCAGCGAGAGUUCUGGACAGUCGAGUGGCGGGAAGACUGAGCAAGCUCGGAAACGAGGAGAACACAAAGCGGAAGGAAGAGAGCGAGAGAAAGCCGAAGGCAGGAAUGAUGUCCACCGCAGUCGGACCAACUAUCAAGAUGCGCCGAUGACUCCGCCAAAGGAUGGUUUCCAGCUUGCGACGCCACUUGCGACGCCUCCUUCGAGACCCCCUCUCCGGCCGCUGCGAUCCCCAAGGCGUACAACCCGGGAGGAGGAGGAAGAUCUGGGAAUGUUCAAUUUGGGGCUGAGCUCCGGGGAUACCAGAGAUCUGUCGAGCUCACCCCAUACAGGUCGGUUGUCGGUUGCAGACUCCACGCGCGCAUCUCUGGGAGACUACUCUCUUCGCGAAUCUAUUGCAGAUUCCGUGUUCACGACGACCUCAACCAAUGUCUCGUCGUCGCAUGCCUACAGCAUGGGCGUCCCCAUCAAUGGUGUUGCAAGUAGCACGGGCGCUGUGUACGGCGAUCGAAGCAGCGCUGGCAUGCGUCAAUCGGUGGCAUCUAGCGCCAUGACGGAUACGACGGGAUACUCUAGUUUGCUGGAUGCGGGUCUCGGGGGGAGACCGCACAGCAAUAGUAGUGGGUAUAACAAGUUUGGUACCAUUCGGACAAUAACCACUGAAGCGACCUCGGAAGCUCCCUCCUUUGGGCGCGAAGAGGGCAGCGCCAUCGCUGCGUCCUUGUUCUACGGUGAAGAGCUUUCAAGAAAGCGCACACCAAGAUCGAGCGAUGGCCCGGUAGUAGACUUGUCGAGGGUUGCGGAGGAGACCGACGAUAGCGAGGCGAGUACGAAGGGCGGUAAACGACUCAGUCGUGAGCGAGACAAAGGCAGGGAUGAUAAGGGGAAGGCGAAAGGUAAAGAGACAUAUACCGAAGCUGAAGAUCGCGUCGAAAAGGCUCCUGCGCUGCGGCUUGGCAAAGGAAAGUGGCCUGACGAUUUCCUUGAAGCACUUCAAGCCCACAAUAAUAGCCAAAGCUCUCGUCCUAUCCCCCUUAAGUCCCCUUCGCCUGAUGAAGACGAAGGAUCAUAUCCUUCCUCACCGCUUUCUAUCUCACCGCCGAGGAAGCUAGCUGUCAUUGGCGCUACUCGGCGUAACGAAAGUCUCGAAUCCAUUCCUCAAUUUCCGCGGCGUCCCACUCACCGAGCUCGACAUAGCGUCGAUUCACCAGCCUUACUACCCAAAGAAGGCAUCCUCCGUCGCGAUGUCAGUCCAGAUAGUAUCCCGUCGAGUAGAGUUAUGAUCAGAAGGAACAGCUCGAAACCUGGAUCGCGAAGUGGUGUCUACCUUCCCCGUAAUCUUUCGGAUGACCGUCGUAACUCAGGUGACAGUGACUCCCUAGUGCCAUUUCCGCGCACCGUUUCGGGGGAACACGGGUCUGCGUCGCCCGCUCCGCGACCAGCGACCGAUGAUCCGCUGCUCGAACGACCCCGGCUUGUUAGAGGUAGAUUUCAGAGCGAGAUCCAAGGCGAAUCGUCCAGGAAGCGCCGACCAAACUCCUACGAUGAUUUGGGCGCGAAACCCCAACGCUCGAGAUUCGAGAGCAUGGUCAACCUCGGUGUAGCAUCCAACAAUCCCAGUGCUAGCGAUUUAAUAUCUCGUGAUUCUAUGGAUGGUAGCGCGGUCCGCAGGCCACUCAUAAUCAGAGAGGAAGGCAAACUUCCUACCCAUUUCCAACUUGGCAAUUGCAUCGGGCGUGGCCAGUUUGGAUCGGUGUACCGCGCACUUAACUUGAACACAGGGCAGAUGGUCGCGGUGAAACGCAUCAGGUUAGAGGGGCUCAAGGAAAACGAAGUGACGCAACUUAUGAGGGAGGUUGAUCUGGUGAAAAGCCUUUCCCACCCGAGCAUCGUUAAGUAUGAGGGUAUGGCAAGAGACGAAGAUACCCUGAGCAUCGUUCUCGAGUACGCUGAGAGCGGCUCUUUGGUCCAGACCCUCAAAGCCUUCGGAAAGCUUAACGAAAGUCUGGUGGCGGGCUACGUGGUUAAGAUCCUGGAAGGUUUGGAUUACCUCCAUCAAAGUGGCGUUGUACAUUGCGACCUUAAAGCGGCCAACAUCCUUACCACGAAGACAGGCAAUGUCAAACUCGCUGAUUUCGGCGUUUCGUUGAACAUGCGGGCAAUGGAGCGCGAGAUGACUGACGUAGCUGGCACGCCCAAUUGGAUGGCUCCAGAAGUCAUCGAGCUCAAGGGUGCUUCACCGAAAUCAGACAUUUGGUCGUUGGGAUGUACCGUAAUCGAAUUGUUGACAGGGAGGCCACCGUAUGCGGAGAUGGAAAACAGCAUGUCAGUCAUGUUCCGGAUCGUGGAAGACGCGAUGCCUCCGCUACCCGAGGGAUGCUCCCCGAUCUGUGAAGAUUUCCUGAAGUUGUGCUUCAAUAAGGAUCCAGAAAAGCGCCCGGGCGCUGAGAUGCUUUGCGAGCACCCUUGGCUGCAGCAAAACUAUGCAGCCUUGAAGGAUCUACGUCCACAAGAUAGCAUACCGUUCCUGCGUCGCGUCAGCCAAGACAUGCAAUCCAGAUCCGAUGCCCUAAGAUACCUGGCGAACCUUGACUCGUCAGACGCUCCUGUCUCCGAGAAUCUGCAAAGGUCAGAUGAUGGCAGCAGCGCCAGCCCUGUUCUAGGGCGAAGGACUUCCCAUUCCUCUGUUCGACCUUCCCUUCUCAGCGAUAACGAGAUAUCUCCUCGUGAGCACACCUUCGUGAAGACCACCUUCAGUAAACCGAUGGUAUGCCGUGUUUGCUUACAGAAUGUCAAGAAGAGCGCCGUUCUAUGUGCUCAGUGCAGUCUCAUCGCCCAUUCGAAGUGUGCACCAAAUGCACCCCCUACUUGCGAUCUACGCGCACAAUUGCUUCUGUAUGCGCAUUACGCCGAAAAGGGAAACCCUGCUAGUGUCUAUUCGAAUCCAGUAGAUAUAUCCAACGAUGGCUACCCCGCUGGUCCCGCGUCGGAUGUCCCUUACGUUGCCCAUUCUCCUCGCACCAGCAUUGACAUUGCGACACCUCCUCAAUCGCCGCCUGCGUCUUCACACAACGGAACUCCACAUCCUCCCACCGCUUUCAAAUUCAUGUCGGCCUUCAAGCGUUCACGCUCGAGCUUGACUCCGGAACCUCCUGGUCCUCCUCCGACAGCAACCUCGUUGGCAGUACCCCGCGAUGACCGGCUUGCACGAAGCAGGUCUGGCAUAUCUCGCAAGGAUCGCAAAGAGCGUCCGCAAUCUUUGUCAAGUAUGAGCACCAAUGCCAAUUCAAGCCUUAGGAGCGCCGCGACCGCCGCUGAGAGCUUCAACAGUAGGCAUAGUCGCCACGAGGCCACUCGAUCGUUGGUGUCUGGUGAGGACUCUGUUGACGACGAAACACGUGGAAGUCGGUUCUCGGGCUCGCGGUUUACAACGUUCUCUGCUCCGUCCCAAGCAGAAGAGGAGCCUCCAGCGAGCAUGCCGGGCGACAUGGUUCCAGACAGCCGCAAGGGCAAGAAACAUACCAAGGACAAGUCAUCCGGGAACUGCAUCGUGCAGUGA
Molecule: messenger RNA, 5772 nt
Organism: Pleurotus ostreatus (oyster mushroom)
Lineage: Eukaryota; Fungi; Basidiomycota; Agaricomycetes; Agaricales; Pleurotaceae
Exons: 7
Coding region: 1-5772 (1923 amino acids)
Biological process (GO): protein phosphorylation
Molecular function (GO): protein kinase activity; ATP binding; protein binding
Source: RefSeq, a predicted model, not a curated record